CAUGCAACCCAUGGACGAGCGUGUCACACUGGGAGUCAAAAGACCUCGGCCGCCAUUCGCUCUCCUCCGUUCCCCACCUACCCCACCGACCCCAGAUCACAGGCCACAUACUCUUGCCCAAAAUGCGAGUUCUUGCCCUCUUCACAGUCUUGCUGGCUUCCGUCUCGACGGCGGUCGCCUCAAAAGGCCCCAAGAUUACCCACAAAGUCGCCUUCGAUGUCACCCAGGGCGACGAGUCUUUGGGCCGAAUCACGAUCGGUCUUUACGGCAAGACUGUCCCCAAGACCGUCGAGAACUUCCGCGCGCUUUGCACUGGCGAGAAAGGCUUCGGUUACAAGGGUAGCAAGUUUCACCGGGUCAUCAAGAACUUCAUGAUCCAAGGUGGUGACUUCACCCGGGGUGACGGCACUGGUGGCAAGUCCAUCUACGGCGAGAAGUUCGCUGAUGAGAACUUCAAGCUUCGCCACACCGGACCUGGUGUUCUCUCCAUGGCAAACGCUGGAAAGGACACCAACGGCUCUCAGUUCUUCCUCACAACCGUCACUACAUCCUGGUUGGAUGGCCGUCACGUUGUUUUCGGAGCCGUUGUUGAUGGUAUGGACGUUGUGACCAAGAUUGAGAACACCCCGACCAGGCCAGGUGACAAGCCCAAAACCGACGUAGUCAUCAGUGAAUGUGUUGAGAUUCCGGUUGAAGCGGUUGAGGGGGAAAAGACCGACUUGUAGAUUGAUUCCAUCUGUUCUCUGAUGCACUGUGUAUGCGACAUUAAAUGAUGGACUAGCAGUGAAGGCAGCCUUAUUGCUUGCAGCCUUGGGGCCGCCGCUAUGCGGAGGAGGGUAUACCGUGGCGAUACUCAGGAUAAAAGGUUGGAGACGAAACCUAUUUCCGUAUUAGGCGAGACCACGAGGGUUAUGAUUGAUUUAUCACACACGUAAACUACCUAUCUGCUACUGCGUAUUCUGAAUAUUGACGGUGAGUUUUUGAACAGUCCC
This is a messenger RNA of Fimicolochytrium jonesii, 992 nucleotides long. Its product is annotated as cyclophilin B precursor. Lineage: Eukaryota; Fungi; Chytridiomycota; Chytridiomycetes; Spizellomycetales; Powellomycetaceae. Gene Ontology annotation, cellular component: fungal-type vacuole; endoplasmic reticulum. Bases 123 to 725 code for a protein of 200 amino acids. The transcript has 8 exons. The record is from RefSeq and is a predicted model, not a curated record. Gene Ontology annotation, molecular function: peptidyl-prolyl cis-trans isomerase activity. Gene Ontology annotation, biological process: protein folding; protein peptidyl-prolyl isomerization.